UACAUAAAACAUAAAUGUUACAUUUUUGUUGCACCUCUCCAAGUGCAAAGCCGAACGAAGACUUCUUGUGGGGAGACUAUCAGGCCCGCGGUGGCGGACGGAGACGACGGCAGCAAUCCAGAGAGAGCAGGGGACAGUGUCGAGCGCCGAGCACCGAGCGUGACCGGAAGGAGUGGGCUCUGGUCACCUACGAUCAAACGAGAUAGCGGAGCUCGAGGAGGCGGAGCCUAUGGCGACGGAGUCGUCAGAGGGAGAAGACGAUAUGAAGCUCACAGGAGGAAAUCAAGUCCUCGCGGUUGAAGAGGACCUCAGAGAAAUGGGAAAAAAGGCCGCCUGGAGCGUCAGCUCGUGCAAACCCGGGAACGGCGUCUCCGCUCUACGCGACGAUAACCUGGAAACUUAUUGGCAAUCUGAUGGCGUUCAACCUCAUUUGGUGAACAUUCAAUUUCAGAAGAAAGUGAAAUUACAGCUGGUUGUUCUCUACGUAGAUUUCAAGCUUGACGAGAGCUACACGCCGAGUAAGAUAUCUAUACGCGCAGGGGACGGCUUCCAUAAUUUGAAGGAAAUUAAAACCGUGGAGCUUGUAAAGCCAACUGGUUGGGUUUAUCUAUCAUUGUCCGGAAAUGAUCCGAAGGAUACUUUCGUGAACACUUUUAUGUUGCAAAUUGCCGUUCUAUCAAAUCACCUGAAUGGCAGGGAUACUCACGUCCGCCAGAUCAAAAUUUAUGGACCUCGACCGAACCCAGUUCCGCAUCAACCAUUUCAAUUUACUUCAAGGGAGUUCAUCACUUAUUCUAUUAUAAGAUGACAGGAGAAAAAAACUCGUGAUGAAUGAUUGGGAAUCAGCAAGUGAGCAAUGCAUGUUCCAACCGUGGAAAAUCGUACGUAUAUUUUGUUUAAAGUUAAAUAGAAUCCUUUUGACCAUAUCAACCUGGAUCUCUUUGGAAAACUUGGAUAGUUUUAUAUUCAGGCAUCAGUAUCGUGUUUAAAUAAUUGCAAUUAGGACCGUGCUUUUAAAAUUUUAGGAGAUUCAAUCUUUUUUUCCCCUUAUCUGUAAUGUAAUGUGUAAUUGUUUGUAAAUAAAACAAACCGUAGCUUCUUUAAUUCUAGGCUUAUAUCAGAAAGUACUAUGGAGAACAAAGAGACUUCACUGCAGUGGAAAUUGCAUUAAAAAAUUUCAGGGUUCCUCCUGAAAAUUAAAUUCAAGUCAUUUUUCCUA
This is a messenger RNA of Benincasa hispida (wax gourd), 1219 nucleotides long. RefSeq names its product anaphase promoting complex 10 (gene APC10). Gene Ontology annotation, cellular component: anaphase-promoting complex. Gene Ontology annotation, biological process: anaphase-promoting complex-dependent catabolic process; protein K11-linked ubiquitination. Lineage: Eukaryota; Viridiplantae; Streptophyta; Magnoliopsida; Cucurbitales; Cucurbitaceae. The record is from RefSeq and is a predicted model, not a curated record.